Molecule: messenger RNA, 1950 nt
Organism: Meyerozyma guilliermondii ATCC 6260
Lineage: Eukaryota; Fungi; Ascomycota; Pichiomycetes; Serinales; Debaryomycetaceae
Exons: 1
Coding region: 1-1950 (649 amino acids)
Cellular component (GO): cytoplasm
Molecular function (GO): protein kinase binding
Source: RefSeq, a predicted model, not a curated record
AUGGGGCUCGGCAACUCAGACAAUUCUAUUGAUGGUGACCUUUAUGUACUGAGAUUAUCCUCUUAUGUCAAGCAAAAUGAGGCAAAUUUGGCCAAUGGUUUGUUAUUCUUUUCCAAGAAAAAGUCAAAACAACGAUCUAAACCGCUUCGUUUGAACUUUACCUUGCACCACCUCUACUAUAUUGCCGAGAGAAUCGAAUCUCUGUCGCUCGGCGUCGAUGUGGGACCUUUGAAUAUCACCCUUGAAAACCCCAAUCAUGAACCAACAUUCAUUUCUUUUAUGGCCAACAACGCUAAAUCACUGCGUAACUUUGAAAGUGACACUAGGUCCAUUUCCUCGAUUAACUCCAUGCGGUCUAUAGUGCUGACAGCAUCGAUGUAUUGGCGAGGCUUCUCAACGACUCGCGACCCCAAGGUGAUUCAAAAGGACAUUCGUUACUUAUACUCGUCUUUCACCAAAAUUCCCUGCUUGAUCGUUUCACCACAGACGAAAAUCAACAGCAUUGCCGACUAUGAGGAGUAUCCGUGUGAUACUGCCGUUCCUUUGCUCAUGUUCAAGAACUUGCAAGUGCUUGAAAUUUGUGACUAUGACCCCAACGAACUCUUUGGGUGGGAUCUACUCAGUGAAAAGCUUCGCAUUCUCACUGUGAGAAACAGUCGCAUAGAUGACUUGGGGCAGUUGUUGUUCCAUUUGGUCAUUGAAGAUGCUUGUGGAAGAAGCUCUACCAUUAAGAGAAGGGCACAGGAUGAUUCAUCUUUGAGUCAGUACAAGGCCCCUACUCGCCAGCGAGCAUCAACUACCGCUGCCAUGUCUACUGGACCGGGAUCAUUGCCCAAAGACUUGAAGUUUGAAAGUAGGUUCUUGCUCCCAGCCAUCGACACCACUAGAGACUACCAUACCCUCCCCGAUGGUAAAUGGGAAUUAUUGAAGCAGCUUUCGGUCACGGAGACCUCAAUCAAGUCUAUCGACCCGUACGUGUUCAAACCACUUGCCAAUUUGGUCAAGAUCAAUUUGUCCAAUAAUCUACUCGAGGCCAUUCCUCUGGGCUUGGACCAAUUGACCAACCUUCGUUACCUCAAUCUUGCGAACAAUUUUAUCACCAACUUGACGAAUAUUCCUCAUAAUUUGACCCACCUCACCACCCUCAACCUCAAUCAUAACCAGAUCACCAACUUGGAUGGCCUUGAAUUAAUGCCCUCACUUGGAAGUGUGGAUUUGCGCAAAAACAAAUUGCAAGAAAUUGAGGACUUGAAACCACUCAUUUCUCACUUUCUCAACUUUCCCCAAUCUACUUUUGACAAUGUUUGCUUGAUGGCUAAUCCACUUCCUAAAGGCUAUCGCAUCGAAGUCUUUAAUCUUUUAAACGGAGCAAGAUGGAAAAAUACUGUCAAAAUUGAUGAUUCAAGACCUGGGUACUUUGAAAGCGCAUUGCUACUUGACGCCGAAGGAUCCAACCAAAAGAUGGCCCAAUUCAUGGGAAUCGAACCGAAAAGUAAUCGCAAUAGUUCACAGCUGGUUUCGUCCAGUCUUGCAGGAGGUUCUCUUGAUACUUUGAGAGAAGAAUUGAACAAAAUUCUGCACCCAUUACUUCAAUCUGACAAAUCUCAUCGACGGAUUUACGACCUUUCACAAUCAGUUGCCCAAUCUCCUCCUCCCUCAUCACUCGCACUGCCAGCUACUAUCACCCUGGUAGAUGUAGGAAGUAUUGCAUCUUCCUCGACUUACCAAAUUCCCUCAUCUCCGCUUUCUCCAAAUCAAAACCUAACUAAUCAGCUGGUUACGGAUUAUAUUUCAACUAAGCACCAGAUGUCAAUAGCUACAAGAUCGUUACCCUCCGAGACCAUCAGAAAAUCUUCCGCCCAGUCCCAACUCGACUCCGAAGCAAAUUCAUCGGCCCCUUCAGUCAGCGUGGUAACUCCCGUGCAGGUCACAGCACGAAUGAGUACCUAG